Molecule: messenger RNA, 1589 nt
Organism: Tyto alba (common barn owl)
Lineage: Eukaryota; Metazoa; Chordata; Aves; Strigiformes; Tytonidae
Product: retinol dehydrogenase 8
Exons: 6
Coding region: 59-1009 (316 amino acids)
Biological process (GO): estrogen biosynthetic process
Cellular component (GO): cytoplasm
Molecular function (GO): estradiol 17-beta-dehydrogenase [NAD(P)+] activity
Source: RefSeq, a predicted model, not a curated record
AUUUCAGUUGUUGCUCCUCUCAACAAGAACUUCUUGCUUGAACCACCCAGGGAAAAGAAUGGCGAGAAGAAAUGUCCUCAUUACAGGUUGCUCCUCAGGAAUUGGACUGGCAUUAGCUGUAAAAAUGGCAAAUGAUGAACAGAAAAGAUUUAAAGUAUAUGCCACAAUGCGGAAUCUGGCCAAGAAAGAGCCACUCGAGGAAGCUGUAGGUCGCAGGCUGGGCAAAACCCUUGAAAUUAAACAACUGGAUGUCUGUGAUGAACAGUCUAUUAAAACUUGUGUGAAUAGUAUCCCUGACAGAAGGAUUGAUGUCCUAGUUAGCAAUGCUGGAAUGGGGCUCAUUGGACCUAUUGAGUGUCAGACCAUAGAUGAAAUGAAAACCGUGAUGGAUACCAACUUCUUUGGACUGGUUCGACUCCUGAAGGAGAUUUUGCCUGACAUGAAGAGGAGAAAGAGCGGGCAUAUAGUUAUAAUAAGCAGUGUUAUGGGAAUACAAGGUAUCUUAUUUAAUGAUGUUUAUGCUGCAUCUAAGUUUGCUGUGGAAGGAUUUUGUGAAAGUUUAGCUAUACAAGCACUGAAGUUCAAACUGCAGUUAACUUUGAUUGAACCAGGCCCAGUGAUUACAGAGUUUGAAAGAAAAGUGUUUGAAGAUGGAAUGAAAAUGGAUCUUUCAGCCGCAGAUAAAGAAACAGCUGACAUGUUUACUAAUAUUUACCUUAAAAACUACAAACAAAUUUUCCAGAGCCUGGGACAAAGUGCUGAUGAUGUUGCAGAGCAUACAGUAAAGAUAAUUCUUGCAGAAAAUCCACCUUUUCGCCAUCAGACCAAUACCUUGUAUACACCGAUGACAACUCUGAAAUAUGCAGAUCCAAAUGGAGAUCUACCCAUUGAUAUAUUCUACAAAAUGGUUUUUCAUCAUGACAAAAUCUUCAGUGCAAGUCUUAACUUUAUCAAAUUGCUAAGGUGGAGAAGUAGAAAGAGCUUUGACCUGGGAAAACCCUCACAAUAAGUAUGAGAUGAUAUAGUGCAAACUGAAAUUACUUGUAGCUACUGGUAACACAGUAUGUUGUUGUUCUAAUGCCUUUUUACAACUACAGAACAAAAGCAUUCAGGAUGUUUAUUUGAGCUUAGCCAAGAUAUUCAGCUCAAAAUGUUUAUCUUCAACUUUACAGUUUGCAGAACAUUGAAAUUAACAUUCUCUAAUUACAGGUUUAUUUUGUCUAGUGUUCAUUUUUGAGACACCUGUUUUCAUGGUAAUGUGAACAUUGACUAAUACUUGCAUAUUCAGUAUUAACUUGAUUCUCUUCACUUAUUAGAAUACAGAGGUGUGUACUGUAUGUAAAUUAUUUAGAUUCUUAAUAUAAUAAAAAUAUCGUAUUUUAGUAGAAUAGAAUUAGUAUAAUAGUUCCUCCCAGUAGCAUUCUCGGAUCUGUUUACCACUAACCUAAUAGAAAGUCUCAUCAACCUUAAAAUGUUGCAACUGGAAUAUUUUUCUCAUAUAUCUGUUAUAAUAUCCUGAAUGGUUCCUUUAUAGGCAGUGGUUGCUGGCAUAUCACAUAUAGUGGACAAUAAAAUACUUUUUAAAAGCA